Messenger RNA from Perca flavescens (yellow perch), 1020 nucleotides. RefSeq names its product trace amine-associated receptor 13c-like. The record is from RefSeq and is a predicted model, not a curated record. Lineage: Eukaryota; Metazoa; Chordata; Actinopteri; Perciformes; Percidae. Gene Ontology annotation, cellular component: membrane. The transcript has 2 exons. The coding region runs from base 1 to 990 and encodes 329 amino acids. Gene Ontology annotation, biological process: G protein-coupled receptor signaling pathway. Gene Ontology annotation, molecular function: trace-amine receptor activity.
AUGGAGGUUGAGGACGGAGACAAGCUCUGCUUUCCACAGUUCCUAAACACCUCCUGCAGGAAGCCCUUGUCUCCUUGGCACGAAACACUGCUCAUUAACAUUGUGUGGUACUCUAUCUCUCUGAUCACUGCAACUCUCAACCUGCUCAUCAUCAUCUCAAUCUCCCACUUCAGGCAGCUCCACACACCCACCAACAUCCUCCUCCUCUCUCUGUCUGUCUCAGACCUUCUAGUGGGCCUCCUGCUGAUGCCUGUAGAAAUCCUCCGAAAAACAUCCUGCUGGUUUCUUGGUGACCUUGUGUGUGCUACGUUUACUCUUCUUUCAGGCAUCAUUCCCGCAUCCUCAAUAGGUACCAUAGUGCUCAUAUCAGUUGACCGUUAUGUGGCUAUUUGUGACCCUCUGCAUUACACCACUAAAGUCACUGUCAACAGAGUUAAACUCUGUGUUUGUCUGUGGUGGCUCUAUUCUGUUUCCUACAGCCUUCUCUUUGUGAAAGAUGACCUGACUCAACUGGAGAGGUUUCAUUAUUGCCACGGAGAAUGUGUGUUGGUUAUUGACUUUGUUUUAGGACCUGUAGAUCUUGUUUUGUCCUUUAUUGUUCCAGUUACUGCCAUCAUAGCUCUGUAUCUGAGAAUAUUUGCCGUGGCUGUGUCUCAGGCUCGUGCCAUGCGCUCUCACAUUACAGCUGUCACACUCCAGCUUUCAGUGACUCCAAAGGCAAAGAAAUCAGAGCUGAAAGCAGCCAGGAAUCUGGGUGUUCUUGUACUUGUGUUUCUAAUAUGUUUCUGCCCAUUUUACGCUAUCUCUCUUGCAGGUGACAGCUUGGUCAGUGCUUCAUCCACAUCCUAUGUUAUCUUUGUGUUCUAUUGUAACUCUUGUCUAAACCCUGUGAUCUAUGCCUUCUUGUACCCCUGGUUUAGAAAAUCAGUUAAACUCAUUGUAACUCUUCAGAUACUGCAGCCUGGCUCCUCUGAGACCAACAUGCUGUAGAGAGGCGGUGGAGGGACUGAGAUCAGACUC